CAUGAAUGCUGCAUUCAUCUUACUUUCAACUUUCAACUUCUUCUCCUUGUUGUGAUCUGAGUUUCUUUGCUCUCAUUCCAAGCUUCAUUAUUUUGGUGCCUGUAUAUCAAGGUUAUUUUGUUAGACUCAUAUGAUGGAGGAGAGACCAGAAACAGAACUGAUAUCUAUACCUGCCACACCAAGAGUGUCAACACCAGAGAUAUUGACACCAUCGGGGCAAAGGUCACCAAGACCAGCAUCAAAGGAAGCAAAAUCAUCAAAUGCAUGGACCCCAACCUCCUUCAUAUCACCAAGGUUUCUGAGUCCAAUAGGGACGCCAAUGAAGAGAGUGCUCAUAAACAUGAAAGGUUACUUGGAGGAGGUGGGACACCUUACCAAACUCAACCCUCAAGAUGCUUGGCUUCCCAUCACCGAGUCUCGCAAUGGAAAUGCUCACUAUGCUGCAUUCCACAACCUCAAUGCUGGGGUUGGUUUUCAGGCCCUCGUUUUGCCUGUUGCUUUUGCUUAUCUUGGCUGGAGUUGGGGAAUUCUUUCCUUAACCAUAGCAUAUUGUUGGCAACUUUACACCUUAUGGAUUUUGGUUCAGCUACACGAAGCAGUUCCAGGUAAAAGGUACAACAGAUAUGUGGAGCUAGCACAAGCAGCAUUUGGGGAAAGAUUAGGAGUCUGGCUUGCUCUCUUCCCAACUGUUUAUUUAUCAGCAGGAACAGCAACAGCAUUGAUUCUUAUUGGAGGGGAGACCAUGAAAAUGUUCUUCCAAAUAGUUUGUGGUCCCACAUGUACCUCAAAUCCUUUAACCACAGUGGAGUGGUACUUGGUUUUCACUUCUCUAUCCAUUGUCCUGUCUCAGCUUCCAAACCUCAAUUCAAUUGCAGGGCUUUCACUCAUAGGGGCGGUGACAGCCAUAACUUACUCCACUAUGGUUUGGGUACUCUCUGUAAGCCAACAAAGGCCACCCUCCAUCUCUUAUGAACCACUGUCAUUGAAAUCAUCUUCUGCUUCUGCAUUUCUUGCCAUGAAUGCCCUUGGAAUUAUAGCCUUUUCUUUUAGAGGCCACAAUUUGGCUCUAGAAAUUCAGGCCACAAUGCCUUCAACUUUUAAGCACCCAGCUCGGGUGCCAAUGUGGAAAGGAGCCAAGGUUGCUUAUUUCUUCAUUGCAAUGUGCCUCUUCCCUAUUGCUAUUGGAGGCUUUUGGGCCUAUGGGAACCAAAUGCCUCCUGGAGGGAUUCUCACUGCUUUGUAUGCAUUUCACAGUCAUGACAUUUCAAGAGGAAUUCUAGCCUUAAGUUUCCUUCUUGUUGUGUUUAACUGCUUGAGCAGUUUUCAGAUAUACUCAAUGCCUGCUUUUGAUAGUUUUGAAGCUGGUUACACCAGUAGAACAAACCGUCCCUGCUCAAUAUGGGUGAGAUCAGGUUUUAGAGUGUUCUAUGGAUUUGUCUCAUUCUUCAUAGGUGUGGCGCUUCCAUUCCUUUCAAGUCUUGCUGGUUUGCUUGGAGGACUCACUCUUCCAGUCACUUUUGCAUAUCCUUGCUUCAUGUGGGUUCUCAUAAAACAGCCAACAAAGUAUAGCUUCAAUUGGUAUUUCAACUGGAUUCUGGGAUGGUUAGGGGUUGGUUUUAGCUUGGCCUUUUCCAUUGGAGGUAUUUGGAGCAUUGUGAAUGAUGGGCUGAAAUUGAAAUUCUUCAAGCCCAAUUAA
This is a messenger RNA of Abrus precatorius (Indian licorice), 1696 nucleotides long. RefSeq names its product lysine histidine transporter-like 8. Lineage: Eukaryota; Viridiplantae; Streptophyta; Magnoliopsida; Fabales; Fabaceae. The transcript has 6 exons. Gene Ontology annotation, cellular component: plasma membrane. The record is from RefSeq and is a predicted model, not a curated record. The coding region runs from base 131 to 1696 and encodes 521 amino acids.